AUGACAGAUUAUAUGGCGCAAAUGCUCAAUGAGCUCAUGGGAUCACAGAGAGACGCGAUGCCCGGCGAGCGCCGCGAGCUCCGCUUCGACGAUCCCAACGUUUGCACUGAUUUUCUCGUCGGUUUCUGCACACAUGACAUAUUUCGGAACACGAAAAAUGAUUUGGGAUUUUGUAAAUAUACAACCCACGACGAAAAUCUCAAAAACUCUUACCAAAACAGCGAUAAGAAGGGUCGAAUGGGUUUUGAGAACCGUUUCCUCGAACGAAUCCGCCGAAUCCACGAAGACGUUCGUCGCAAGAUUCAGAAGCACGAAGACCGAUUGGCAGUGACUCAGGGCGAAUCGAAGAGUGCCGAGGAGACGUUUGGAAUGAAAAUUCAGGAAUUGGAGUUGAGAAAAGAGCAAUUGACGAAGAAAGUGGAGGAUUUGAUGGAUGAAGCGGCGGUUGAGGGGGAGAAAGGGAAUGUUGCGGCGGCUCAGACGGCAGUGGAGAAGGCUGAUAAGACGAAAUUCGAGAUAGAAGAAUUGGGAUUUGAGGCUGAAAAGAUGAGGAAUGAGAAGGAGAGAGCGAUCAGUAUGGAGGAGAAUGUGACGGCUGGAAAUAGACAAAUGCAAGUGUGUCAGAUAUGUGGAUGCUUCAUGUUACAGAAUGAUGCUCCACAGAGAGUUGAUGAUCAUUUGACUGGAAAGUUACAUAUUGCAUAUCAAUUGAUAGCUGAUACUAUAAAAGGUCUGGAACAUGAUAUGGAGGAGAAGAAGAAGCAGAGGCUGGAGGAACGGGUCUCAUCAAGACGAUAUGAUAGAUCGAGAAGUAGAUCAAAAGAGAGAAAAGAGCACAAGAAGGAUCAUAAGGAGAGAUCGGAGCAUCGAAGAGGAGAGGGCAGAGAUCGGGGAGGAGAGCAUCGGGAUAGACAUCGGGAUCGGGAUCACAAGGAUCGAGAGCAUCAUCGAGGGGAUCGUGGGGACAAGCACAGAUCUGAUAGAGAUCGCAGACGCCACUAG
Messenger RNA from Caenorhabditis remanei, 1002 nucleotides. RefSeq lists its product as uncharacterized. Gene Ontology annotation, molecular function: mRNA binding. Bases 1 to 1002 code for a protein of 333 amino acids. Lineage: Eukaryota; Metazoa; Nematoda; Chromadorea; Rhabditida; Rhabditidae. The transcript is spliced from 4 exons. Gene Ontology annotation, cellular component: U2-type prespliceosome; U1 snRNP. Gene Ontology annotation, biological process: mRNA splice site recognition. The record is from RefSeq and is a predicted model, not a curated record.